Plasmodium relictum is the source of this 924-nucleotide messenger RNA. It is a transcript of the gene EXP2, whose product is annotated as exported protein 2, putative. The record is from RefSeq and is a predicted model, not a curated record. The transcript is spliced from 3 exons. NCBI's taxonomy places the organism in Eukaryota, Apicomplexa, Aconoidasida, Haemosporida, Plasmodiidae. Bases 1 to 924 code for a protein of 307 amino acids.
AUGAAAGUAAUUAAAAUUUUUGUUCUUUCAUUUGUAUUUUUGUUAUACAAAAAUAGCACUAUUGUACAUUGUGGUGGCUAUGGUGAUAUAGCCGCAACAAGUGCUUUACAAACUGUUAUUAAGGAACCUAUUACUUUAACAAUAAAGGAUUUAUAUGAGCAUGGUGUAAAGAGUCCAAUAACAAAACUUGUGCAUAAAAUCAAAAAGUUCCUCCGUUAUAGAAAAGUUUUGAGAUGGUCUCGUAUAUGGUGGAUAUUAUUAGUUAGAGAAAUUGUAGGAGAUAAUAAUAUUGAAAAAAGAACUGAGAAAGAAUUAAGAGAGAUAUGGGAUCAAUGUACUAUAGCUGUAUUUAACAAUACUUUAAAUACAAUAGAUACUAAACCAUUAUUGUUUUUACAUGGUAUUUUAAAUGAAUGUAAAGAAAAUUUCUCAACAAAAUUAAGACAAGAUCCAAGUUUAAUUGUAGUAAAAAUGAAUCAAAUAAUAAAAUCUGAAAUAUAUAGAUUUUGGGUUUCAGAAAAUUAUUUGAAAAUAGCAAGAUCAGGAAUAUUCUACAAGUCUAUCACACCAAGUAUAGUUCCACCUCUUCCUAAAGAACAUACCUUAAGAUAUUUGUCUUCAUAUAUGGUAGAUAAAUUAAAAGCCUUAGAAUCUAAAAAGAAUAUAGAAUCAGGAAAAUAUGAAAUAGACAUAAGCUCUGAUGAAAAAACUAAAAAAGGUGAAGGUGAUGUAGAUGAAACUACUGAAGAUAAUUUAUAUGAGCAGUUAAUAAAAGAAGAAAAUAUUGAUGAAUUAGCUAAAGAAGUUAUUUUGGGUGAAGACACUGAUGAUAAUGAAAGUGCUGAUAAUGAAGUUACUGAUUAUAAUGGAGAUGAUAAUAAUGAAAGUACUGAUAAUGAAGGUGAAGAUACUGAAGACAAUUAA